AUGUCUUCAAAGCUCUCCAACGGGAUCUACCUUCGCUCUAGCAUCAAUGCUGAAUUUACCAAGGAUCCCCAGGUCCUUGCGGCUUUUAGUCCAGAUAUCAUCCCCCUGGGCCAAACGCAGCCCAAACACGAAGAUCUAAUCAGCUCCUAUGACCAGUUUAUCGCGCAUGAUAUUGAUAUCGACGAAGCCAAGACCCGCAUAUACAUUCGAGGCAAAGCGGUCAUAAGCAAGUACACACGUGGUAUAGAGACUCAGGUGUCUCUCAAGGCGAUCCCCAACGAGCUCAUCCUCUGGCCUCAAGCUUGGACGAGCGCCGCUGACCUUGGCCAGGUCGUGCUCAAGGCAUCAAAGGACGGCGAAGGCACGUCCUUCGAAAAACCACCCCAUGUCGUUAAAACUGACAUUCUCUGCCUCGGCCGCCACGAUACCUUCAUUGCGAAGGCCACCAGCAAGAACGCCUCACUCGAAGACCUCGUGCCCAAGGUGCAGAACUGGCGCGACUUGGUCAAGUAUAUCGGUCAGGAUCCGACGCUGGCUACAUACAAUGUCGUCUUCGCAGACCCGUGCUCCACCAACGUCAGCUUGACCACUCGUCUCCGGCUCUUCGACAACAAGACCGACAGUGUCGACAUGGUCUUUGGCAUCGAGGCCGUAGGGAUCCCGGCCAAGAACAUCGAUGCAUCCUUAUCCUGCUUUGGUGCCACGCCCGACUACAUUCCGUUCUCGUUUGGGCAUCAGCGCGUCCACAUCGCGCCCUCGACGUUGCUAAGCACUAAGGCUACUGUGCCUGUCAACUUCGAUGGGACGAUUACGCUCAAUGUGUUCAAUGACACGCAGCAGACGUUCGGUGACUACUCGUCGAUCUCUUUGAUUGCGUAUGCGGUCACGGUCGUCGACGGACAGGAGACGUUUACUACGCUAGGGGCUGAGCACGUUGUGUUCCAUUCGAACAUACGUGUGAAGAAGUUGCUGCGCAAGUAUGAGGUAGCCAAUGACGGUCCAUUCUAUCCCUUCUACUUUAGGGACAAUUUGUCGGAUGGCCCAGAUUUCCCAAGGGUGGCGACGCAUAUACAUCUCCUGCCCUUAGGUGUUACUCCGGACCCAAACGUCGAAGAAAGCCUCGGUCCAAAGAAUUACUAUGUUGACAUUUCGAAUACCCGCAAUGAGGUCCUGCAUGGGAAUACUUCCAACUACAUCUAUAUCCGUGACACAACUACCGCUCCGACCUCAGGCAAAGUGCGGCUGUACGCGUUUCCCAACAACAUCCUGUUGCACCCUUCGCUGUAUGAUCAGGAGAGCAACAUUGUUUGGGACUACAAUGAUGACGGCGAGCGAUAUGUCGCAAUCCGGUCUUACUCGACGAAUUCCGCGGCCUCGCUCAAUCCAAUCCUCCUCUCGGAACCGUUCAGCUGUGCGGACAGACCGCUUCUACCGGCUGGACAUGACCACUAUUCACUUGUGGCCGAAUGCAAGCCGGAUGGCACUGGUCCGGAUGGCGCCGAGUACCUGUGGCCACACACGCAGGUGGACGACUUCAGAACUGCGGCUGAGUUUACUGCGUGGGUCCAGAAUGGACCUUAUGUAGCUCUGCGUAGUGUGGAAUACAUGCAAAACGCGGAUGCAGCGUCUUACGUCCUCAGGACUGGUUUCACUAUUCCGGAGGGCUUCAGCCCCACGGAUUACUGGGUCUUCCGCGUCCGGCUUGUCAACUGUCCUGUUGGCUCCGCUAUUUCUUUUGAUUCGAGCGAUCCAGAGAUUCAGUACAGUCUUCGUACUAUCACAACCCCGGAAACGGAGAUCGGGAUAAUCUUCACCGGCAAAGCGCCGGGAUUUAACUGUCAGAUCGCGAUCCGUUGGUUUGCGAAUGGCAAGUCUGCUCAGCCUGGCCAGCGCAUUGUAGCAUCCCUUGUCUACAGGACCGUGGUCACUACUGCAUUGGCGUAUCACCUUACUUGCCGCAAGAAUAUCGGAAAGCUCGCUGAACCAUUCGAGGUGACCGUUGGGGACAACUACCCAAAUCUGGAGAUGCCUGAUAGAAAGAAAGGCCACCCGAAGGUCGGAGGGGCACACGUCCGCCGUGUGCUCGGAGACAAGUACAGCGUUGCUGGGGGAAUUCAUGUUGACUAUGUCGUCGGUGUAGACACCUGGGGCCACAACUUGACCUAG
Postia placenta MAD-698-R-SB12 is the source of this 2166-nucleotide messenger RNA. RefSeq lists its product as hypothetical. The record is from RefSeq and is a predicted model, not a curated record. Bases 1 to 2166 code for a protein of 721 amino acids. NCBI's taxonomy places the organism in Eukaryota, Fungi, Basidiomycota, Agaricomycetes, Polyporales, Adustoporiaceae. The transcript is spliced from 11 exons.